This is a messenger RNA of Dichotomopilus funicola, 1107 nucleotides long. RefSeq lists its product as uncharacterized. The transcript is spliced from 3 exons. The record is from RefSeq and is a predicted model, not a curated record. Lineage: Eukaryota; Fungi; Ascomycota; Sordariomycetes; Sordariales; Chaetomiaceae. The coding region runs from base 1 to 1107 and encodes 368 amino acids.
AUGGGCUCUAGCUCUAGCUCUAGCCCUGUCAUACGCUUUGGCAUCGAGCUCGAACUGCUCCUUGCUAGCACCGCGAAUAAACACAAUUCCUGGGACUCCCUCGCGCGCGAUCUCAGUGAGAAACUGAUAGCUGCUGGCGUCCCCAACCACGUCGGCGACGACCACACCUACGCCGAGUGGUCCAUCGUUCAUGAGAUUACGGUCAAGGAUCAUAAUCCAUACCAUUACGGCGUCGAACUCGUCUCUCCUAUCUACACCACUUCGGAAAUAUCCACUUUCCACAACACCCUCGUAACCAUCUUCGAUCUCCUUAACUCCUGCCCGAACGACAUCUCUCUUAUCCCCACCGACCGCGCCUCCUCCCACAUCCAUCUCUCGCGUGACCCACCACUGUCCGCGGAAGAAGCAGCCCGGCUCGCCAAAGCCACGCUGUACUAUGAAUUGGCACUCGACUCAUUAAUCCUUAGGGAGCUGGGCAGCGGUAGGACGACAUAUUGGGCGCAGUCUAACCGGGCGCCGGGGGCCAAUCCGGUGUUGCACGAGCUGGAAACCUGCUGUGCGAUGAACAGGAUUGAUAUGGCUAUGGGCCGUGGCGACGGUGGCGUUGUUGGUGUUGGCGUGGUUGUGAUAGAUACUGCAGGGGCUGGUCCUACUUCUGGGGCUCAACCGACUUGCGGGAUCUAUCCCGGGGGGUCGGAAGAUCUAGUGCGUCUGGCUAAAGUGGUUAUGGCCGUAAACAUGGUUUCGAGGGACUCGCGUAUGGCAUUGUGCUGUGGCCAUUUGGGGGCGCAUUUUGUCCGUGGCAAGACGUAUAAGUGGGACUUUUCGGGGCUGCUGUCCGUGGCUGCUAAGCAGGCUUUGGCGUCCACCGCGGAGUCCCCCGGUAUCCCAAACACUGUCGAGUUUCGCCAGCCGCCAGGAAGUAAGUCGGCGGAAGAUGCGUUGAAGUGGGUGGUGCUGGCCGUGGCGUUCUUUGCCGGGGCCGUGAAGCCCGAAGUGGAGGGUUCAACAAAGGCUUUGGACAUCGUCUUGAAACUUGGGGAGGAGGAGGUAGGGUGGGAGCACUUGGGCGGGUUGAAGCUUUUCGAGGGUAAUGAAGCCCUAUGA